Molecule: messenger RNA, 2182 nt
Organism: Crotalus tigris (Tiger rattlesnake)
Lineage: Eukaryota; Metazoa; Chordata; Lepidosauria; Squamata; Viperidae
Product: carcinoembryonic antigen-related cell adhesion molecule 19-like
Exons: 8
Coding region: 580-1425 (281 amino acids)
Source: RefSeq, a predicted model, not a curated record
AAUUAGUAGGUUAAGUUUUUCCCCUGAGGCUCAGCGUGUUUUGACUAUGUAAGUCCAGCCUCCUUUAACUGGUUUCUGAUCCAAAGUCUCGGGGAAGUUCAUUCUGUUGUUUAAGCCUGUUGUGCAAGUGCAGUCAACAUAUCUGCAGCCUUAGACUCCUUCCUACACCCAGAUGAAUGCAGCUGCUCCGCCUGUGGCUGUCAUCCUGCAAUCCAGCUGGUUCAGCUGGUGAAGCUCAGGAAUCUGUAGGUGUAAAGCAGGAAGGAAAGGAAGGAGACUGGAGAGCCAUGAAGCUGGAAAACAAGGGAUGAAGGUCUCGUGAUGGGGGACUCCCUGGAGACUCAGUUCCUUUGCUGAAGGUUUUGCACUCUCAAGAGGCCAGUCAGGACUCGGAAGAAACCUCAACCUGGAUUGUGGCACGCUGGAAAGAUCAGAUGUAGUUUUGGGAGCCCCUAAGUAUUCUCCCCAUAGAAUGGAGCAAAGCUGGAAUAUAAGGGCUUGACUGACUCCCUCGCUUUUCAAGCUUCGAUUUGUCUUCUGUAUUUGUGUGUUCCAACAAAUACCUUGCCAAAGGAGAGAAUGAAGGAGUUUGUUGAUGUGUACUUUUCCUUGAGAGCCUGUUUCCUGGCCCUAUGGAUUAUUCUGGUCCAGGCAAGAACGAUCGAUAUUGUGUCCAUCCCGGAGACCCCGGCCGAAGGCCAGAAUGUCACCUUCUCUGUGGAAAGAGUGCAGGGUGACAUCCAGGAGAUCAAUUGGUACCGAGGGGCGGCCUCUCAAGGAUCUUCCAGGAUCUUCAGCUUCUUUCCCGGAAACUAUCGUCCACAACGCAACGGGGUUCAAUUUACCAACAGAGAAGAUGGUUUCCACAAUGGAUCUAUGCGGAUCACUGGGCUCAAGGCCAGCGACGCUGGGCGAUACAACGUUGUGAUCCUUCUGCGGCCCAAAGAAAUCCUCAACGCCUCCAUUGAUCUUCGAUUAACUAAUACUGCACCCCCUCUGACAACGGCGACAACGGCGACAACAGCAACAAUGCUGACAAAAGCCACCACGGGGUCCCCACCCAUUAAGGAGGUUCCCAAAGGGCCUUCGCAGUUGGGCUGGAUCGUGGCCGGCGUGCUGGUUGGCAUUUUGCUGUGCGGUGCCGUCGGAGCGGCGAUGGUUUACCGGUUUGUUUUACGGAAAUCGGAACCCAGCACAGGGGCAGCAGGAAAAUUGGAUCUAGGAGUAAAAAAGUCACCUUCAUCGAAACACGAUGACAAGGAACCCAUUUAUGAGGUGUUUGAUUCCCCAGUAGGAACACCGAUGGAUCCACUCCCGCUCUCCAGCCCUCUUCCGCCUCUUCCAAGGACUUGCCCCACGUUGGACUCCAACUAUAUGGAUUUGCUCUACAGAAAUGAGUCGAUUUAUUCUGAAAUCAAGAGGUGAUGCUAUUGCUGAGAGAUCCCUGAUUCUGGGAUCAUCUCGGAUAAUGACCCAUCCGAGCAUGAAAACAAAGUACUGUCAUCCAAAUAUUUCUACCUUCCUGCGAUCCAAGAGUCUUUCUUUGCUAGACUAUGAAUACAGCAACUAACUUUAACCUAUUGUUAAAUCCGGAUUUUAUUGAACCCAAGGCUGUCUCUUGAUGGGAUGGAGUCAAACAGAAUUGGGCAGCCAGUUGGCCAUCAUUGUUCACCCAAAAGGUGGGCCACGAUUUAGAAGAUCUAAAGGGAUGGAAGAAGAAAUGGACAGGCAGGGCUGUCACUCAAUACAGACCUGACCAUGCCAUGGUUCUAAAAAUUCUGAGGACCCCAAAUAAUUCACAUACAGAGAAAAAAAAAAGCCAUGUUCUCUCCAGAUGUGUCUCCCUGUGUGUGGAUCGUGCACAGGUGUCUAGCUGACCUCAGCUUUGAGACCAGAUGGUCAGCCUAGAAGAUUGGCUCCUCCAAGACAGCCAGAACAUGGUUGAGGACAUUCCCUUGAAGAUUUCAGCAACUUUGGGUUCUUGUCUCCAAGAGGAAGCCUACUUAAUCCCAUUUUACAUCUGCAGACAUCUCCCAUCUGAUGUCCUCCUUGCUUCUCUACACCAGUGGUUCUCAACCUGUGGGUCGGGAUCCCAUUUGAGGUCGAACGACCAUUUCACAGGGGUCGCCAAACAACCCAGUCCGCCAUUUUUCCCCCCUUUUCCUUAGCUGUGCUACUUCCU